AUGAACACAGACAGCUUUUAUUUUUCUGUCAACAACGCUCGCGCCGAGCUUUAUUACGCGACGCGGGAGAACACGCAACUGCCUCCAUCUCUCUAUCAGACUUCCCUUUCUCCCUCGUCUAUUCACGCCAUCUUUUCUUCAUUUACGGAAAUUCCGUCGACACGGAAUUCGUUCUGGUUUCACGGAGACUGUGCUUCAUCUAAAAGUGUUACCAUCUAUGGAGGGAAACGAAAGAGAAUAGCCUGCAACGAAACUUCAUGCCAUGAAAGAUGUUCGAUAUGCAAAUUAUCUGUCGAGGAAAUUGUCGGAAAAUCAGUCUGUCCUGUGAUCGUGUGUCUUGUAGUGCAUGUUAAGCCAAAGCUAUACCGGACAAACAAGCGCGAUAACAUAAUACACAUGUUACAAAAAUUCCAUGUUGGACUAAACAAUUCAUUCGUAAAAUAUCAAACAGUCAACUACGAUAGUUUGAAACUAACCUAAAACAGUAUGCCCUGGCUAGUGACCAACAGCAAUCGA
Eufriesea mexicana is the source of this 516-nucleotide messenger RNA. RefSeq lists its product as uncharacterized. The record is from RefSeq and is a predicted model, not a curated record. The coding region runs from base 1 to 480 and encodes 159 amino acids. Lineage: Eukaryota; Metazoa; Arthropoda; Insecta; Hymenoptera; Apidae. The transcript is spliced from 2 exons.